AAUAUUACAGAAGACUGGGGUUUGGUCUUGAAGUUUUCAGAUGCAUCUGUAGAUGAAUCAUAACAGCACCAAGAUGUCGGGACGAUCAGGCCGAGCUGAGACCCGAAGUCGGGCUAAAGACGACAUUAAAAAGGUCCUGGCAGCCAUCGAGAAAGUGCGCAAAUGGGAGAAGAAAUGGGUGACAGUUGGAGACACGUCCUUACGCAUAUUCAAGUGGGUUCCAGUGACGGAGACAAAGCAGAUAUUCCGCACCAAAUCCAAUGGUGGAGAGGUCAGGGGCCUUAAAGAUGUGGUCAUUGAAAACACUAAUUCAAUGCUGGAUUUCACUGAUGAAAACAGCAACCAGAGCUUUCUGUCAGACGUUUAUCAGCCAAAACUUGACAACAGCAGCAGCACGUCCAGCUCGCAGCAGGUCAGCCCACCCCACACCUACAGUCUGCGGGCUGAAGACUCUCAGCCACCAAUGCUAGGACAGGAGAGCGUAGACGAACCAGUACAUUCAGGUCGGGAGGGUGCAGACGAGCCGCCAACGCUCAUCAAAGAGGACCCGCUUUCAUCAGGAACUGCCAAACGGAGAACCUCAGACACUCAGGUUUCCUACAUGAUGAAUUUGAUGAAUCGGGAGCGCCACCUUUAAAGAAGAUUUGCACAGGGGAAAAUACUGCCUUGAGAUAGCUUUUUUUCCAACCUGUUCUAUCCAAAUGCACAAAUUACCUGUUCUUGGUUGUUGUAAGAAUAGCAAAGCUUUCCGAAUAAUUCUGGUUCUCUUUAAAAGCAGAUAUUACAUUUCAGCUAAUAGGGAAAAAUGUUUUAGCCUUCUUUCUGUUUUAGUCUUUAGUGUUUUGUUGCUUGAGGUGAUUUGUUUUUAAUAGACCGAAGACCGUUUUCUAAAUUUUAUAUGUACAAGGCUCUUUAGGCAUUUCAUUUCAGAUGCUCUCAACAUAAAAUUUUCUAAGUUCUACUUUAGUUAGACUUUUGCAUGUGUCUAUAGCUAUUUUUAUGAACAUACUGGCCAUCUUAAAAAAAAUGUUUUUCAUGUGUAGCUUUAUGCAGAUUGAUGUUUAGAUGUUACUUUUUGUUUUUAAUUUGAUAUUUCCUGUGAUAAAUGGCUUAAAUAAAGUGCUUUUUAAAAAAAUGUUUAAUUCCUUUGUGGGCGCCACUGGCGCUCCAAAAGAAAAAAAAAAAAAACACAUCUCACUUGUAAGUUUUUUCAAUUUGUUAUAUGCAUAUCCAGUAGGUGGUAGAUAAAGUCGAUGACCCUAAGCAUGAUGAUAAACUAAAAGACGAUUUCGCUAUUUU
Messenger RNA from Girardinichthys multiradiatus, 1299 nucleotides. It is a transcript of the gene bcl7bb, whose product is annotated as BAF chromatin remodeling complex subunit BCL7B b. Lineage: Eukaryota; Metazoa; Chordata; Actinopteri; Cyprinodontiformes; Goodeidae. The transcript has 6 exons. The coding region runs from base 53 to 637 and encodes 194 amino acids. The record is from RefSeq and is a predicted model, not a curated record.